AUGACAACAGAAGCGCUGCUCGUUACUGAUCUUCAUUCAUCACGAUGGUACAGCAUUUUUCGAUUCUUAUCAAGAUUUAAUAGACAAUCGAUUUCUAUUUCUCGUCUACUGACUGUAUUGCUGACAACAAUAAAGUCAUUCUCGUGGAAAAGACCUGUAAAAUUCCUAAUAUGCGGAUUUAUUGUGCCCUAUUUUCUGUUCUCAGCCUAUUGUCCAAUCUGGCUUGCUCUUCAGUCUGAGUCGUAUACAGAAAAAUCAAUGAAUGAAACUCCUUUAUGUCCAUGUCAGGUAAGCAUAAUGUGGGACGGAGACCAAUUCGGCUUUAACGUCGAUCCAAGUUGUGAUGCACGAAAGUCGGGAUAUUGGAAUUGUCGAUUUCAUCAAGGAGCAAAAGGAUGCUACCGUCGUAAAUCGACAAAGAGUGCUGCUGGAGCACAGUGUUGCUACGAUAAGAAUGGUAUAUGGAUAGCUGAUUGGAAAAAAGGAGCUGGCACACUCGAUAUGUACUAUCCACAGACUCUGACAACUAUUUCAACAUAUCAACAUUUUUUCUCAGAUGUUCUAUCGUAUUUUUCAUGUUGUAUCGGUGCGAGCAAAAUCCUCAAUUCUUGUGAGCACUACAUGAAAUAUCGACCACCAGGUAAAUGUGAACAUCUGUUACUGACACCAGUAUAUGCGAGUGGAGAUCCCGAUUCAUUAACAUUGACAACGAGUCCGUGCAGAUUGAAUGAGUAUUGCUAA
Molecule: messenger RNA, 741 nt
Organism: Rotaria socialis
Lineage: Eukaryota; Metazoa; Rotifera; Eurotatoria; Philodinida; Philodinidae
Source: the annotation of a GenBank genome assembly